Messenger RNA from Ipomoea triloba (trilobed morning glory), 3322 nucleotides. Its product is annotated as cyclin-T1-3-like. Gene Ontology annotation, molecular function: cyclin-dependent protein serine/threonine kinase activator activity. NCBI's taxonomy places the organism in Eukaryota, Viridiplantae, Streptophyta, Magnoliopsida, Solanales, Convolvulaceae. The transcript is spliced from 6 exons. The record is from RefSeq and is a predicted model, not a curated record. Gene Ontology annotation, cellular component: cyclin/CDK positive transcription elongation factor complex; nucleus. Gene Ontology annotation, biological process: positive regulation of DNA-templated transcription, elongation; regulation of transcription by RNA polymerase II. Bases 197 to 1330 code for a protein of 377 amino acids.
CGUACUCACAGCUACUUUAUGGAGAUUUUUUUCCCUCUAAGAAAUCGCCACUUCCCUAGAGCUCUUCUCUCUCGAUCAAAAUUAAAACCCUAUCUAAAUUCUAAAGCUUUAAUUCAAACCUCCUCUUCUCUGCCUCUGCAGGAUUCGUUGAUUGAUACAGCGUGUGUUGAUCUAUAUCUUCUCCAAAUCAGGUAUCAUGGCUCUUGCUCAGAAUUACCAAAUACAAAAUGGCCCUUUUCGCAGUUAUGGUAGAAACCAUCUAACUAGCCACAGUUACACUCCUGCUGCAACCAAUUCCUCCAACUACAGUCAGUAUCUCGAUAGCAGUUUUAGGCAUCUAGGAAACCAAGAUAUCUCAAAUGACUUACUUAAAGAUUUCAGGGAGUAUAACUACAAUUAUGAUAGCUAUGUGAAGCCUGAGGUUGAACCUUCUUCAAAGCGAAGAAAGUUUUCAUCUUCUUCAUGGGGAAAUAAUGGGUGGUACAGUCAGCAAACCAAUGCUUGUAAUAUGCUUCCACCAGGACAACAAAGUACACAUAAUAAUGUGCUCCCCAGGAAUCAGAGAGUGUUUGAUAACAUCAGCUCAGGCCACAAUAAUAAUUCAGCCAUUACUACAACUGUUAAUACUAGUAAUGUGCCUUAUUCCAAUGGAUAUACUUCUGCUUCCUUCAAGUGUAAUCAGUCAGAGUUUGAAGGUGACAACAAUGAUGUGGCCUUUAUGUCUAGAGAGGAAAUUGAGAGAUGCUCACCAUCUAGGAAAGAUGGUAUUGAUGUGGUGCUUGAAAUGCAUUUGCGAUAUUCAUAUUGCGCUUUUCUUCAGAGCCUUGGAAUUCGGUUGGAGCUGCCACAAACAACCACUGGGACUUCCAUGGUUUUGUGCCACCGUUUCUUUCUUCGUAGGUCUCAUGCUUGUCAUGAUAGAUUUUUGAUUGCUACUGCUGCUCUCUUCCUAGCUGCAAAGUCAGAAGAGACACCAUGUCCUCUCAACAAUAUUCUAAGAGCAUCAUGUGAAAUUUUCCACAAGCAGGACUUUUCUUAUUUGUCAUAUCUGCUUCCUGCUGACUGGUUUGAGCAAUACCGAGAACGGAUUAUUGAGGCUGAGCAAAUGAUAUUGACAACUUUAAAUUUUGAACUCAAUGUGCUGCAUCCAUAUGAUCCUCUUACAUCCACUCUUGAGAAAUUAGGCUUUUCCCACUCGGUUUUGGUGAAUAUGGCAUUAAACUUGAUCAGUGAAGGGAUUUAUAGAAGGAUUAUCAUGCUCACCCUGUAUGCUAUUGUUAGCCGGAGGUUGAUUCACCAAAUGUUUUGUUUUUCGUCUGAAGUUAACUAGCCUUUUCCUGUGGAUGAUUUUUCAGUCAUGACAACUUAGUAUCAUGUCAUUGGCCCAAUAGAAGAUAGUCAGAUGCUCCAGAAGCAAAUUUUGCUAUGGCAAUUUCUCUUUUUCACUUUAGAUGGAUGAAUCCAUGCUGAAACCAUAUACCUAUUUGUUUGGUGUCCAUAUAGGCCAUUAAACCUGAAAAAGGUGUUUGGUGAGUAUUUUGCUUGAAAAUUUUGGGGCACCUUUAGUGGGCAGCCUUGUCCUGGACUCCAGGGUAUGGUUAGAUGGGAUUAUAUUUUUAAUAUAUCUUCUGGGCCAUAUCUUUUCUCUCAAGUCUCAACUUUACAUUUUGCCCUUAAGCCACAUGAAACAACUUUACUUCCUCUGUGUUUUUUAAAUUUAUUUUUAUUUUAUUUUACAUUUUUUGAGGUGGGGGUGUUCCAAAACGCACAAUUUUAUACCCAAUUUUCUGUCAACAAUCAGCUUCCAUCCUUUUGUUUUUAUUUUAUAUUUGGAGAGAUGUUGGGAGGAUAUGGCAGAAGGUUGGAAGUGAAAAUGUUAAUUUAGUUUGUUUUUGAGAUUUGAGGUGAUCUUUGGAACGAUAGUGAUUCUUCAAGAUGUAAUUCAUUGAUGCUGCAUUUUAUUUUUGAAGAUCUUGAUUUGUUACUUGAUGUCUGGUUCUUCUAACAAGUGUGAAUACAACAAGGCUAAGGAAUUCAUUAAAAAUUUAUUGGUGAUGAAUGAUGAGUGAUGCUUUCCUUUUCCUGAAAUGCUAUCAGAUCAUAAAACUUCUCUCCUGUCCUAUUCUAACAUCCUUAGUCCACAAUGAGUUGCCCUUGUUUCUUGUUGGGUAGUUUUCCAAUUCCUUGGUUAUUUCAAGUUCUAAGUCUUCUGUCUCACCAAAAACAAUGCAAGGCUUCCCUUGUUCUUCACUUCUUCUUACCCUCUUUACUUCUGGAAUGUAUAAAUCCUCCACCACCUGCACAAUGGAAUUAAAGAAACUGAAAACAUAGAGUCCUCUUUAUAUGAUUGUUAAGAUUGUCUAUGUCUACGUCCUAGCAAAUUUGGGAGACAAUACAUCUUGCAAUGUAUCUGUUUUGAUGUCUAAAAGCAGAUUUGCAAUAUGGUUUAAGCUCAUAACUCACAAUCCAUUGAGGAUUCAUAUUCUGGCUCAGGUGUAGGUCCACUGGCUGUCUGGCAGGCUUUUGAUACUCUGGAUGCUUGAGAAUGCUCGACUGCGAAUAGUCAUCUUUUAUCUGGGUCAUGAUAAGUUAUGUGAUUGCCGAAUUUUGAUCAACUAUUACAGUGUGGCUUUGGCCUUUGGGUGGGAAUAUGCUCCUAGUUCAAUAGGCUUGUGACUGGCCUCUCGUGUGUCUUAGAUGAAUUAGGAUUCGUCAAGCAAGGAUUUUUCAGAGGUGUAGAGUAUAUUGUAAUUGGCAGAUAUAUUUUUUUUUUCAGUUUGCACAGUAGUCUGCAUUGUAACUUUGGUUAUAUGAGCAGUACUCCAAAUUUUCAUGUACAUUUGGAUGAAGGUAUUGCAAGUUGGGAUGUUCCUGUGUUUGAAUAGAAGAUGGUUCACUUCGGGCUGGUCAAUAUACCAUCUUUGCUUCUAUUCUUGAAAUGUGUAUCUGUUGUUGAUAUACUGCUUCAAUGGAGUGGAAACUCAGAGUUGAUGCUCUCUCUCUCUCUCUCUCUCUGUCUUCAUGUUUAUAACGUGUUUGCUAGAUUUUUGGUACUAUACCUACAUUCUACAGAAGAUUCUUGGGUUUAUCCAACUCGGUUGCCUCAUUUUUAGUUGGUAAGGGAAAUUGUUUUGGUAUGAUUGUUAGUUUUCUUACUUGACACUUUAAUGUUGUUUAUUGGUUUGAUCAUUCACAUUUUUGUAUUUUUCUUAUGUGAACAAAUAUUUAUUUACCAAAUAAUGCUCUGAACAUUAUGGUUCUUUAUUGUUAUUGAAUGUGGCAGACAUAGACUCAAAUGCAAGUGCCCUACUGUUUCUCCAAA